This is a messenger RNA of Euleptes europaea (tarantolino), 1494 nucleotides long. RefSeq names its product estrogen related receptor gamma (gene ESRRG). The transcript is spliced from 7 exons. Gene Ontology annotation, cellular component: nucleus. Gene Ontology annotation, molecular function: zinc ion binding; nuclear steroid receptor activity; DNA-binding transcription factor activity. The record is from RefSeq and is a predicted model, not a curated record. Bases 102 to 1478 code for a protein of 458 amino acids. Gene Ontology annotation, biological process: regulation of DNA-templated transcription. NCBI's taxonomy places the organism in Eukaryota, Metazoa, Chordata, Lepidosauria, Squamata, Sphaerodactylidae.
GGCUUGUCACCAGGAGAACGUGUGUGUUAAUUGCACUGUGCUCUGUCAAGGGAAACUUUGAUUUAUAGCUGGGGUGCGCAAAUAAUGGUUGCCGGGCGCACAUGGAUUCGGUAGAACUUUGCCUGCCUGAGUCUUUUUCCUUGCACUACGAAGAAGAGCUUCUCUGCAGAAUGUCAAGCAAGGAUCGACACAUUGAUUCUAGCUGUUCGUCAUAUAUCAAGACGGAACCAUCGAGCCCCGCUUCCUUGACGGACAGCAUCAAUCACCACAGCCCUGGUGGCUCCUCUGACGCUAGCGGGAGCUACAGUUCAACCAUGAAUGGACACCAGAAUGGGCUAGAUUCACCACCACUCUACCCUUCUGCCCCAGGUCUUGGGGGUAAUGGGCCCGUCAGGAAACGAUAUGAUGACUGCUCCAGUACCAUCGCUGAAGAUUCACAAACCAAGUGUGAAUACAUGCUGAACUCAAUGCCCAAAAGACUGUGUUUGGUGUGUGGUGACAUUGCGUCAGGGUACCACUAUGGGGUGGCUUCCUGUGAGGCCUGCAAGGCUUUCUUCAAGAGGACAAUUCAAGGUAACAUAGAAUACAGCUGUCCGGCAACAAAUGAAUGUGAAAUCACAAAGCGCAGGCGCAAGUCCUGCCAAGCUUGUCGCUUCAUGAAAUGUCUAAAAGUCGGCAUGCUGAAAGAAGGAGUGCGCCUAGACAGAGUACGUGGUGGUCGCCAAAAGUAUAAGCGCAGAAUAGAUGCAGAGAACAGCCCGUAUUUGAAUCCUCAGCUAGUUCAGCCAGCCAAAAAGCCAUAUAACAAGAUUGUCUCCCACUUGCUGGUGGCUGAACCAGAGAAGAUCUAUGCUAUGCCUGACCCCACUGUGCCAGACAGUGACAUCAAAGCCCUCACCACUCUUUGUGACCUGGCAGACAGAGAACUGGUGGUCAUCAUUGGAUGGGCGAAACAUAUUCCAGGAUUUUCCACUUUAUCGCUUGCUGACCAGAUGAGCCUUCUGCAAAGUGCUUGGAUGGAGAUUUUGAUUCUGGGAGUCGUAUACAGAUCACUUUCUUUUGAGGAUGAGCUUGUCUAUGCUGAAGAUUAUAUUAUGGAUGAAGAUCAGUCCAAAUUAGCAGGCCUUCUUGACCUCAACAAUGCCAUCCUGCAACUGGUAAAAAAGUACAAGAGCAUGAAGUUGGAGAAGGAAGAGUUUGUCACCCUCAAAGCUAUCGCGCUUGCUAAUUCAGACUCAAUGCACAUAGAAGAUGUUGAAGCCGUUCAGAAACUUCAAGAUGUCUUACAUGAGGCACUGCAGGAUUACGAGGCUGGGCAGCAUAUGGAAGAUCCACGCCGGGCUGGCAAAAUGCUGAUGACUCUUCCGCUGCUGAGGCAAACCUCCACUAAAGCUGUGCAGCAUUUCUACAACAUCAAACUGGAAGGCAAAGUCCCCAUGCACAAACUUUUUUUGGAAAUGCUGGAAGCCAAGGUCUGACUAAAGCAUCCUGGGC